UCUCUCCUCCCUCCCGCGGCAGCUCCGGCUCCGCUCGCCCGGCCCCGACUUCCUGCCGGGCGCUGGGAAGGAGCGCGCGGGCUGGGGUCCCCGGGGGCCGCGUCAGCAGCUGGCCGCGUCCCGGGCAGCCGAGGGGCUGGGCAGUGGGCGGGAGCGGCCGGCAGCCUCAGCGCCUGCGGAGAGCGACUUUCAAACUCGCGCCUGCGUCGCGGCCGCACCUGGCCAGCCUCGCGCGCGGAGCGUGCCGGACCCGGCGGGGCGGCGACCGCGCGAACCUCCCUGGAGUGCCCUCGCCAGGCAGCGAUGCCAGGAUGCCCGUCUCUGCCUCCCUCCGCCAGGAUGGCGGCCAGGAGCGGCCAGUGAGCCUGACCUCGACCACGUCCUCGUCGGGUUCCUCCCGUGACAGCCGCGGUGCCAUGGAGGAGCCCAGUGGCUCCGAGGCUUCCGCCAAGAACGGGGCGGGCUCCCCGGGUAGUAGGAGGCGUCCCCCCAACGGCAGCAGCAGCUCCAGCGGCUGGCUGAGCGUGAGGGGGCCGCUGUCCCCAUUCGGCGGCCGGGCCCCGGCAGCCCCGGCGCACAAGCUCAGCUACCUGGGCCGAGUGGUGCGGGAGAUCGUGGAGACGGAGCGGAUGUACGUGCAGGACCUGCGCAGCAUCGUGGAGAGUCAAGAGUUUGAUAUCUACACUCAGUAUUGCAACAACUACCCCAACUCAGUGGCCGCCCUGACCGAGUGCAUGCGGGAUAAGCAACAGGCCAAGUUCUUUCGGGACCGGCAGGAGCUACUACAGCACUCUCUGCCCUUGGGCUCCUACUUGCUGAAGCCUGUGCAGCGCAUCCUCAAGUACCACCUGCUGCUCCAGGAAAUUGCCAAACAUUUUGAUGAAGAAGAGGAUGGCUUCGAGGUGGUGGAAGAUGCCAUUGACACCAUGACCUGUGUGGCCUGGUACAUCAACGACAUGAAGAGGAGACACGAGCAUGCAGUCCGGCUCCAGGAGAUUCAGUCGCUGCUCAUCAACUGGAAGGGGCCGGACCUGACCAUCUACGGGGAGCUCGUCCUGGAGGGCACGUUCCGUGUGCACCGCGUGCGCAAUGAGAGGACCUUCUUCCUCUUUGACAAAGCGCUGCUCAUCACCAAGAAGCGAGGCGAUCACUUUGUCUACAAGGGCCAUAUCCCGGGCUCCUCCCUGAUGCUGAUCGAAAGCACCAGAGACUCCCUGUGCUUCACCGUUACCCACUACAAGCAUGGCAAGCAGCAGUACAGUAUUCAGGCCAAAACAGCGGAGGAGAAACGGAGCUGGACUCACCACAUCAAGAGGCUCAUCCUGGAGAACCACCACACCACUAUCCCCCAGAAGGCCAAGGAAGCCAUCUUGGAAAUGGACUCCUACUAUCCCAGUCGGUACCGCUGCAGCCCAGAGCGCCUGAAGAAGGCUUGGUCCUCCCAGGAUGAGGUGUCCAUGCAUGCGCGCCAGGGGCGCCGGCAGUCUGAGCCAACCAGACACCUGCUCAGGCAACUCAGUGAGAAAGCCAGAGCCGCAGAAAUGAAGGAGAAGGGGCACAGGGAGUCCGAAGGCCCCAAGAGCCGCAGAAGUUCCGGCGGCCGGUCUCCAACGAGCACCGAGAAGCGCAUGAGCUUCGAGUCCACCUCCUCUUCCCUGCCAGAGGUUGAACCAGACCCUGAACCUGAGAUGGAGCAGGAAGUAUUUGCUGCCAUGGAAGUUCCCAGCAUUGAGGAGGUGCCCUCAGACACAGAGUCUCCAGAAGUCCUGGAAGCACAGCUUGAUGCCCAUCAGGAGCUGCUGGGGCUGGACCCCCCGGGUGACAUGGUGGACUUCGUGGUGGCCGAGAGCACUGAGGACCUUAAGGCUCUGAGCAGUGAGGAGGAGGAGGAGGAGGAGGACAUGGGGGCCACCCAGGAGACCGAGAGCCUCCUGCCGCCCUCUGUGCUGGACCAGGCCAGCAUCAUCGCUGAGCGCUUCGUCAGCAGCUUCUCUCGGCGGAGCAGCCUGGCACUGGAGGAUGGCAAGGCCAGUGGCUUUGGGAGCCCGAGGCUGACGAGCCGGAGCAGCAGUGUGCUCAGCCUCGAGGGCAGCGAGAAGGGCCCGACCCGGCACGGCAGCACCACGGACACCCUCAGCUCACAGCCGCCCCCAGAGGUGGACAGCACUGUGGGAGUGGCUGCAGAGAGUGGCCCUUCGGUCAAUGGGACGGAGCCCCCGAGUUCAGGCUGCCCAGCAGAGCCCGACAGGUCUUCCUGCAAGAAGAAGGAGUCGACCCUCUCCACCCGAGAUCGGCUGUUGCUGGACAGAAUCAAGAGCUACUAUGAAAACGCAGAGCACCACGAUGCGGGCUUUAGCAUCCGGCGCCGGGAGAGCCUCUCCUAUAUCCCCAAGGGGCUGGUGAGAAACUCUGUUUCCAGAUUCAACAGCCUUCCCAGGCCGGACCCAGAGCCUCUGGCUCCGCUGGGGCACAAGAGGCAGGUGGGCUCCCGGCCGCCUUCGUGGGCUCUGUUUGACCUCCCAGGACCUGGCCAGGCAAGUGCUGGGGAGCCAGCUCCUAUCACAGAUGCUGAGUUCCGGCCAUCUUCAGAAAUUGUGAAGAUCUGGGAGGGAAUGGAGUCUCCCGGGGAGAGCUAUCUGCAGGGGCCCCGCCAAGGCCAGGCCAAUGGUUUUGACCUGCACGAGCCGCUCUUCAUCCUGGAGGAGCACGAGCUGGGGGCCAUCACUGAGGAGUCGGCCACUGCCUCCCCUGAGAGCGCCUCCCCCACGGAGCGGCCCAGCCCAGCCCACCUGGCCCGGGAGCUGAAGGAGCUGGUGAAGGAGCUGAGUAGUGGUGUCCAGGGGGAGCUGGUGACUCCGCUGCACCCCCGCAUCGUCCAACUCUCCCACGUGAUGGACGGCCACAUGAGCGAGCGAGUCAAGAACAAGGUCUACCAGCUGGCCCGCCAGUACAGCCUCCGGAUCAAGAGCAAAUCUGUGACAGCCAGGCCACCUCUACAGUGGGGAAAGGCAGCUCCCACUGUUCCCUGCCUGCAGGAGGAGGCCGGAGCGCCCUCAGGCGGCAAAGGCAAGAGAAAGCCGGCGCUGUCCCUCCUCAGCUCUGAGCAGACGGUGGCCCAGGAGCACAGCCCGCCCAAGCCCAGCUCUCCUCGGCAUUUCUCCUUCAGCCCCCCUGCUGCCAGCCCGAGGACCACCUCACCUGGGGUCCGACCCUCCUCUCGAAGCCCCCUCAGCCCCUUCGACACUGAGACCUUCAGCUGGCCUGAUGUCCGAGAGCUCUGCUCCAAGUACGCCUCCCAUGACGAGGCAUUGCAGGCUGAGGGCAUCCGGCCCCGCGGCCCGCCUGUCAGCCGCAGCCGCUCGGUGCCCGAGAACAUGCUGGAGCCCCCUCUGGCGGGCAGGGUGGGCCGCUGCUGCAGUGUGGGCGCCAGGAGGGGCCGGGCGGGCCCAGAGGUUGCUGAGCCCCAGCCUCCUGGCAGGGUGCCCCACGGCAGGCCGGUCGGAGAGGAGACCCUGUACGUCACCGCAGACCUCACCCUCGAUGACAACCGGCGGGUGAUUGUCAUGGAGAAGGGGCCCCUGCCCUGCCCCGCUGCGGGGCUGGAGGAACGCAAUGGGCAGGGACCCAGCUCACCAGCAGCCACGGUGGGACAGGGCCUGGAUUUCCAGGAGUCUGGAAUUUCCAGGAGUCCGGAGUGUUGGCCAAAGGAAGAGGGUCCCAGGGACCCAGCGGACCCAGGCCAGCCGGGCCGAGUGAGAAACCUGAGGGAGAAAUUCCAGGCCUUGAACUCCAUAGGUUGACUCUGAGUCCUGGGAGAGGGAGGAGCCGUGCGGCAAGGUGGGGACGCAGAGGAACCUUGGCGUGCUUGCCCACAAGCCUGGGCGCCCCCUGCUCACGUGAGCCCCUGAAAGAAUGCUCUGGUGUGCUCAGCAAUGCUGGGAGUGCCCCGGUGCUCCCCGGGGCUCAUGGCAAUCUUCAUCGGCCCAGCUGAGCCCUUGUCCCCACCGAGGCCAGUGUGCCACUUCCCUUAUAUAUAGUUCUUCCCUAGUAAGAAGCUGAAUAUUAAAGCUCUCCUCUUCCAGGGAGAGCAAGCCAUGCUCAGGCCUCUGGUGUUGGGCUGACCACCGCCAGGCUGAGGAGCCCACCCAGAGGAGACGUGGAAGUGGCGUGGAGAGGCUUUGCUCUUUAAUUGUGCCUUUUCUUAGGAUCCAGGCAGGAACAAGGCCCAUAAUUUAUUGCUUUCCAUUCUGUGGUAUCUUUGUAUGUGCACGUGUUUGUGAGUGUGUGUUCUUCUGUUGUUGAUUCCUCUCCCAUCAAGAAUGUAACGGACUCGGUUCAGGUACUUUUGUAGGUUGUCUUGCUGACCCUGUGGUUGUUGCUAAUGUAUAUACAUUUCAUUAUUUGCCAAUGGUGCAAUACCCGCUGCUCACCAAC
This is a messenger RNA of Odobenus rosmarus divergens (Pacific walrus), 4434 nucleotides long. RefSeq names its product pleckstrin homology domain containing, family G (with RhoGef domain) member 3 (gene PLEKHG3). Gene Ontology annotation, molecular function: guanyl-nucleotide exchange factor activity. The record is from RefSeq and is a predicted model, not a curated record. Bases 312 to 3800 code for a protein of 1162 amino acids. Lineage: Eukaryota; Metazoa; Chordata; Mammalia; Carnivora; Odobenidae. The transcript has 15 exons.